Molecule: messenger RNA, 809 nt
Organism: Halteromyces radiatus
Lineage: Eukaryota; Fungi; Mucoromycota; Mucoromycetes; Mucorales; Cunninghamellaceae
Exons: 2
Coding region: 13-801 (262 amino acids)
Molecular function (GO): glutathione transferase activity
Source: RefSeq, a predicted model, not a curated record
AUUAUUUAUACCAUGACUAUUGAUGUUUAUACAUUCCCUCCUUCACUUUGGGCGGCUGUACCUAGAUUGAUUAUUGAAGAAAAAGGUAUUCAACAAGACGUACGAUAUAUCAAUGUUGAUUUAUCCAAAGCAGAGAAUUUUUCACCUGAAUUCCUCGAACUCAAUCCUCAACAUACUAUUCCUGUCCUUGUGGAUCAUGAUACCAAGAUCAAAGAAACGGAUUCAACAGUAGUGGCGAAAUAUUUGGAUGAUAAGACAGGAGGGACUUUGACACCUUUGGAUGCUUUGCAAAGACAAGAGAUGCAAGAUGUCAUCACACUGUUACAUGGGGCUCAUGAUGUAGGAAAUCCUUUGUUUUUCACAGCAGGAUCAGAUAGGGACAGUGAUGCGAAACGCGAGAUGGUCGUGCCAUUUUUGAAGAAGCGGAUUGGAGGUUGGCAACAUUAUGCAGCGAUUGAUCAAGCACGGGAAGCAUUUUACAAGCAGCAGAUUACUACAACCGAACAAUUGAUGGAAGCGUAUGACUAUCAGCAUCAUCGACAAGCCGCUGAUCAAAUGUACAAACAACAUCAACAAUUAUGGCAACUUGGCCUGAACCUUUUGGACAAGUUGGAGAACAAACUCAAGGAUGGUAGGUUGUUCUUGGUGGGACAAACUUAUACUUUGGCUGAUGUACAUGCCACACCAGUGUUGGCUCGCUUGGCUUUGAUCAAAGGUGACGCGAUGGUGUUUGGAGGUCGUGAUUAUUUGACUGCUUAUUAUCAACGCAUCAAGGCUAAACCCAAUUUCAAGACAAUUUAAUGACGAUG